AUGCAUGAUUCACAUCGCAUUGUCUCUCAGGUCAAGGACCAUGACCCUGUGAUAGACGGUCCUGCGCCUCAUUGCACGGAGUACGAGCACAUAUUCUUUCCUCGACUCAGCUGCCUAAGCAAAACCCAUUUGGAGGCAUGGAUUUUUGACGCGGUCGACCCGACGGUGGACAAUGUUGCCGCUACCAUGACAUUCUUCCGCGACGGGACGCAAGCGGUUUUAGGGAAAUGUCCAAUUCGCGUCACCUUUCGAGCCAGCUUGCAUGAUGGAAGCAAAGUAGCUGGUGAACUUUUCGCCAAAGAAAGCAUUGUCGAAGUCAAUACAGAGACUGGGAAAGUUGUAGGCAAAUGGAUAGGAGAGAAGAAAGAGGGCCAAAACGAUGCUCCGUCGGCCCAGUACGAAGUCCUGCUAGACACUUCAGAAGCAGUUGUUACGCUCAACCUACCCACUGUCCAAGGCACUUUGAAGCUUCGACAAAAGGGCAAGAAAGAUAUCGACACCUCCGCCGAGAGUCAGCUCAUGGGGCCGGGGUUAUCAUGGGUCCAUGCAAUUCCUCGUGCCAAAGCAGAAGUGGACUUUACAUUCUGUCAGGAAGACGGGCAGAAACGACUGCAGUUCAAUGGCUAUGGAGGCAACGACUAUUGUCGAUCUACCGAGUCAAUGCCUGACAUGAUGGAAGGGACCACGUAUGUCCGCGGCCACGCAGGCCCCUAUACAUUCGCCCUGUUCCGCCUCUUCAGUCGCCUCAAUCCGGGCAAGACAUAUACUAGGGCCACUUUGGUGAAGGACGAUGCAGUGCUCUGUGAAAUGGUCUCAGAUGAUAGUGUCUCUCUGACGGAAGAUUAUCUAGCCUUUCGCUCCACGUACAGCGGCAAAGUGAAGGGAAAUUAUUCUGACCAUACUUCUGGAUACAGAGUGGACUUUGUUUCCCCUGCUCGCAGCAAGCAUUGGUCCUUCGAACUCAAUCACCAGACCUUGUGGUGGAGCAUGCCGACAGCAGCACCUCCGGCGAAGACGGGAAACAAUGGUUUUAUUUCGGCAGUAGUUGGAGGUGAAUCCGGGGAGCCAGAGCACCAAGGGAUGGCUACCAUAGUAUAUAUUCAGAUGACAGCUCUUAAGUCUGACUAUAAAGGGAUCAGUAACCGGCAGUUGUAA
Molecule: messenger RNA, 1155 nt
Organism: Arthroderma uncinatum
Lineage: Eukaryota; Fungi; Ascomycota; Eurotiomycetes; Onygenales; Arthrodermataceae
Exons: 1
Coding region: 1-1155 (384 amino acids)
Source: RefSeq, a predicted model, not a curated record